Micromonas commoda is the source of this 3789-nucleotide messenger RNA. RefSeq lists its product with no specific name. Bases 1 to 3789 code for a protein of 1262 amino acids. Gene Ontology annotation, molecular function: protein binding. The transcript has 2 exons. The record is from RefSeq and is a predicted model, not a curated record. Lineage: Eukaryota; Viridiplantae; Chlorophyta; Mamiellophyceae; Mamiellales; Mamiellaceae. Gene Ontology annotation, biological process: intracellular protein transport; retrograde transport, endosome to Golgi. Gene Ontology annotation, cellular component: Ric1-Rgp1 guanyl-nucleotide exchange factor complex; Golgi membrane; cytosol.
AUGCAGCAGCGCGGGGACGAGCCCGUCGUCGCCCUCGAGCUCGACGCGGGCCUGGGUUGCCUGGCGGUGGUGAUGGCUUCCUCCAUCGAGAUCUGGUCGACGGGGCAGCACCGAAGGCUCAUCGGGCGGCACACGCGCGACCCGGAGGCGGUCGCCGAGGACGGCGCGUAUCUGGCGGCCAGAUGGCGCGGGGACGGGUUCGCACGGCUCGCGGUGGUCGCCGCGGGAGGUCGCGCGCGGCUCUUCGACGUCGUCUGGCCGAACGCAUCGACCCCGCGAGACGCCGACGCGGACCCCGCCGCGUUGCCCGAUCGAUGCGAGCUCAUCCUCCGCGCGACGCUCACCGUGGGCCCGGGCUCGAUCGUCGGCAUGAUCCCCACCGCGGCGGACGACCUCCUCGACGGCGGCCACCGGCGGAUGGGCUCGCUCCCGCCGAUGCUCUCCCCGGUGAACGAGGAAUCCGCCGCGCCGCUCAACGACGGCGUGUGCCUGUCCGUCGCCGGCGACGGCGACGUGCUGCUCCUGGGCACCUCCACCGGCCACAUCGUGCAGUGCUCGUGGGACGCGAGGUCGAGCGCGGCCGCGGGCGGCGGCGGAUCGAGCCACGACGUCGUGAGUCGCGGAGAUCCCUGCGCCGACGGCGGCGACCAUCGGCACGGCGCGGUGAUCCGCCUGGACUACUCCACCGAGAUGCGAGUCGCCGCGGCGGUGAUGUCAUCGGGAGCGUGCGCGCUUCUCAGGAUAGACGACGCCGGGAUCCCACCCGGGACGGGGACGGACGACGACGACGACGACGACGACGGUUUUGGUUUCACGGCUGUCGUCGCGGAGCGGCUUCGUUUGGAGCGUUGGCUCGGCGAAGGCGACGCGACGUGUGCAUCGUUUUCGCCGCCGUCGCAGAGGACCGUCGCGGUGGGCGCCUCGAUUGGGACGGUGCGACUGUAUCGCGUGGACGCAGAGGCGGAUUACGACGUCCACGUGGCGACCCCGUGGAGGGUGUUGAGCCCGGCGGACUGGGGGUACGCGCCGGGGGACACGGGGGGAUGCGCCGACGUACGCUGGACGACGGACGGCGGCGGCGUGGCGGCGGGGUGGUGGCGGAGGGGUGUCGCGGUGUGGUCCGCGAACGGGUGCAGGCUCAUGUGCACGCUGCCGCAGGGUGGGGGCACCGCGGGGUCGCACGCGGACACGGCGACCCGGGACCCCUGGGACGGGGUGGACGACGCGGCGGGGGGUCGAGACGGCGCGUCGACGGCGUCAGUCGCCGGCGCUGGUUUGAGCCCGAGACAUUUCGCGGGGGGCAGGCCGACGAACGCGCGCGACCGCGAGGGGGGCGACGGCGGGACCGCGCGCCUGGCGUGGAGCGGCGACGGGUACCGACUCUUCGCGGCGUCCGCGUCGGGCGGCGGCGGGGUGGGAGGAGGCGGGGUGGGAGGAGGUGACGGCGAGGCGAGGCGCGCGAAGAAGGGUCGGCUGCGCGAGUUUUUAUUCGCGGCGGCGUGCCCCGGGCAUCACCUCGACGCGUCCACGCGGCGCGGCGCCCGCGCGCACCUGCUCAGGGCGGCGGACAGGGUCAUAGUCGUCACCGGCGGGGACGAGGACGAACGCGCCGCGCGGCACGUGAUGCUCCCGGACGCGUACGCGGCUCCGAACUGGCCCCUCAGGCUCGUCGCGGAGAGCGCCGACGGCCGAGACCUCGCGGCGGCGGGAUCGCGCGGCUUGGUCCUGCACGACUUCAAGACGGGCAAGUGGAGGUUCUUCGGGGACGUGAGCCACGAGAGGGAGUUCGUCGCGACGGCGUUGGCGUGGCUGGAGGGUGGGGUGAUCGCGGUGUGCGCGAGGUUGCGGGGGACCGGCGGCGGCGGCGGCGGGUCCUGGUUCGACUGGGGCGGCUCGUCAAAGGACACCGAGGCGGAGCGGCACGUCCUCCGCAUGUACCCCAGGAACCACCUCAGCGUGACAUCUGUGCUGUUGGAGCACGAACUCGCGACGGAGCCCGUCGCGAUGAGCGCGUUGGGCAGGUUCCUCCUCGUGGCUACUCCGACGGACUCGGGGAACCUCGACGUCGUCGUCUUCGAGGUUGCCCUCAUCGGCAAUAUGACCGGCCCGCGCGGCGGCGACAUGGCGCGGGUUCGACCCGUGCGACGCGUCACCCUGCGCGAUGCGAACGUCACCGGCAGGGUCAAGGAGCUCGCCCUCCUGCCGGCGAUGCCUCCCCGGCCGGAUUCGACGAGCCCGGCGGCGAUGCGGGCGCAGGCGUCGGCGCUGGCGAACAGGGGCUCGCCUCGAUCCGGCGCACUCGGCCUCGGGCUCCCGCCAACGCCAUCGCCCCCGCCCGUCCCGGCGCACUUCAUGAUGCUCCGCGUCGGCGGCACCCUCUCGCUGAUCGACCUCGGCUCGGACGAGAGCGAGGGGUGUACGUCGGAGCGGGUUCUGGCGGAUGGCGUGGAGCGGUUCUGGAUAGCGAGCGGCGGCGCCCUCGCGCCAAACUGCGACGCGGACGUGAGGUGGUCCUGGUGGACGUACGGUCGCGAGGGCACGCGCGUGUGGUACGUGCCCGUCACUGGCGUGCCCACGUUCCCCGCGCCCUCGCACGGCGGCGGGGGCGAUUCCGUCGCAUUCGCCGACCCGGAGCUGGAAUUCGACAAGGAGGCGUACCCUCUCGGGAUUAGCCUCGGCGACGGCGCCCCGCUCAUCGUCGGAGCCACGCAGCGUUUGGCGUUCGCGAGCUGCUCCGACCAGCCGUGUUUCGAGCCCACGCCCAAGGUGCAGCCCAUACUGCCCUGCAUCCUGCGACACCUGUUGAGGCUGGGCGAGAUGGGCGCGGCCAUCGGCGCGGCGAGAGCCGCGGCGGGAAAGCCGAGGUUCACGCACUCGCUCGAGUGGCUCCUCUUCUCGUCGCUGGACCGCCACGCGGGUCCCAACUCCGUCGCGAAUAAGAAGGACCCGGACGCGGCGAAGGAGGCGGAGAGGGCGCUCGCGGACGCGGUCCGGCUGUGUAGAGAGUUUCCAGAGUACCCGGAUGUCGUGGUGUCCGUCGCGAGGAAGACGGAUUCGCGGGAGUGGCCGGCGCUGUUCAAACACGCGGGAGAUCCGGCGCUGCUCCAGGCGAACGCGCUCGCGGCCGGGCAGCUCAGGACCGCCGCCUGUUACCUGCUCGUCGUGGAUAAGCUCGUGAGCGCGGACGUCGGGGCGAAGGCGGCGGGUGAGGUGCUGAGGGCGGCGCUGGAGAGGCGGAGGUACGGCUUGGUCGGCGAGCUCGUCCGGUUUUUGGCUCGGCCCGCGGUGGAGGCGGCUGCGGCGAGGGCGGCGCGGCGCUCGGCGGAGAAGAAGAAACGGCGCGGCGACGACGCCGAUGAGGACGUCGGUAUCGUCUCCGGGCUGUUCAGGUGGCUCGGCGCGGCGCCGGAACCGGCGAAAUCCGAACCGGCGGACUCCGCGGGCUUGUCGCCGCGCCGAUCCCUCGACGAAGAAUUCGUCCAAACCCCCAAGGGUGUGGAGCACGUGAGCGGCGCGAGGGGCGGGGUGAUCGCCGUGCUCCAGCCCGACCUACGCCGCGCGCUACGCGACCACGCCGCCGCCCUCGCCGCCGCCGUCGACCUCGGCGCGCUCGCCGCGUUUGCCCGAGAGACGGAUUUUGACGGGGCGGCGCGGCUCGGCUGGGCGACUUCCCCAGGGCUCUCGCCGCGGCCGCGGAUUCCCUGCGACGACACGAGCAGCGUGCGGGGGGUUGGCCGGAGGUUGCGGCGAUGCGGGCGGGUGUGGACGCGAUGUUGGCGAAGAUGGUAG